This is a messenger RNA of Oreochromis niloticus (Nile tilapia), 1679 nucleotides long. Its product is annotated as ephrin-B2a. The record is from RefSeq and is a predicted model, not a curated record. Gene Ontology annotation, cellular component: plasma membrane. The coding region runs from base 192 to 1190 and encodes 332 amino acids. Lineage: Eukaryota; Metazoa; Chordata; Actinopteri; Cichliformes; Cichlidae. Gene Ontology annotation, biological process: axon guidance; blood vessel morphogenesis; ephrin receptor signaling pathway. Gene Ontology annotation, molecular function: ephrin receptor binding. The transcript is spliced from 5 exons.
ACACUCUCUGUCCUCAAUACACGGAUCUCGUCACACGAAUUAUUUUCCAGCCAAUUACGCACAAUGUGGAACAUUUCAAACAGCCGCAGGAGGAAAACUCGCAACUUGGUGGGAUUUCGUUCGGGAACGUGUCCUUUGCGCGCACCUGGAGCAACCGGAGACAUGCAGGGACAGCAAAUUGUAGCCGGUUUAUGAUACCGAGCCUCCGUGUAGCCAGUCUCCGAUUUUUUCCUGGGAUGGGGAGCAGCGCAUGGAGCUGCGGUGCCCUGUUCCUGCUGGCCAUCGUUUGCUCAUGCCGUGCCAUCACUCUGGAGUCUAUCCACUGGAGCAGCUCCAAUGCCAAGUUUACUCCAGGUCAGGGUCUCAUCCUGUAUCCACAGAUAGGAGACAAGAUGGACAUUGUGUGCCCCAGGGCAGAUGCUUCCUCUGGGGGAAAGGAGGAGUUCUACAGAGUCUUCCUGGUCUCGCGAAGUCAGCUGGAGAGCUGCACCAUUGACCAGACUGACACGCCUCUGCUGAACUGCGACAAACCAAACCGUGAUGUAAAGUUCACGUUCAAGUUUCAGGAAUUCAGCCCCAACCUGUGGGGUCUGGAGUUCCUCAAGGGGAAGGACUAUUACAUAACCUCCACCUCCACGGGCUUCCUGCAGGGUCUGGAUAACACUAACGGAGGGGUGUGCAGGACCAAAUCCAUGAAGCUGGUGCUGAGAGUCGGCCAGAACUCUUCAGAUCCACCUUCAACACUUCAGGAGUCCCCCACCAGAUUCCCACCUACACGACCAAAGUCCAAGGCCAAGGACGCCUCCACGAAAGAAGAGGAUAUAAAAAGUAAAGCUGAUGUGGGCUCGGAGACAGGACUUUUCACGUGGGUUGUCUCUGGCUGUGCGGUCCUGCUCGUGGUCAUCAUAGUUCUGUUGGCCGUGUUGUGGAGGCACCGUCACCGUCGCUGCGUCCCAGAUGGGCAGCAGUCCGCCUCCGUGUCCCUCAACACUUUGGGCGUGCCGAAACGGGACAGCAUCAGCAGCGACAACAACGGCUCGGACCGCAGCGACGUCGUCUUUCCUCUGCGGGCUUCCGACAGCAUGAUCUGUCGUCACUUUGAGCGCGUGAGCAGUGACUACGGGCCCCCUGUGUACAUAGUUCAGGAGAUAAUGCCCCAGAGUCCCACCAACAUCUACUACAAAGUCUAAUGCUUGCUGCUCUGAUGACACUUCUCUGCUGAUAUGAGGGUAAUCAUGAAUCUCAGCUACUGAGGAUAAUCUGAGAGCUGUGCGCGGUCCAAAAAAAAUACAGAUAAAGAGCGAGAGCUCCGAAAUGUUGUCACCUCAGCUUAGUGACAAGACAAUCAGACAGGAAACUGGUGUCUUAACAUAUCAUUGGUAGUUGUGUCCAGUUUGUUUUUGUCAGAUAUGCUUGGAAAUGGGGGGGAGAUGUAUUUAUAAGAAAUUCUUUAUUACUGCCACCAACACGUGGCAGCUUUAGAUGUACAGUAAAUGUGUAUUUAAUAUUAAUUUAUUGAUGAAUUGGUUUAAGGAAAAGAGGGGGAAAAGCUUAAAAACUGCACUGCAGAGCAUUAAAUUCAUGAGCACUUUGAGGUUUUUCACAGCCGAAAUGUGUUGACUUUGUUUGAACCGAAAUGAAAGUCAUGACUUUGUGGAUUUUAUUAAAAUGAAAGUGUU